AUGCUGGCCGUCGUCGUAGCGCUGACCGCUGCGUUCACGGAUCAGUCGAGUGUGCCGACUGUUGUGGCUCCAAUCGUGGUGGCCGCUGUCGCGGCUGUGGAGGCGCAACCGCCGCCGCCGCCUCCACCUCUCGAAACUCGCGAGAUCCUGGUGACUGUGCCUGAGGGGGUGACCGCGGGCCAGGCUAUGAUUGUCAACAGUCCGUAUGGCGGGCGGCUACAGGUUGUCGUACCAGCCGGCAUCACUUCGGGUCAGCAGUUGCGCAUCAAAGCCCCUGUCAGCAUAGCAGACUCGCCGCCGCCGCCCGCUGAAGCCGCCGAGCCCAAGAUAGCACCCGCUGGAAUGGACUCCAAUGCAGCAUCGCCGCCACCUCCUCCUGAUUCGGAGGAGAGGUCGACGCCGGAGGAGGACGAGGAGGGAUCUGAGGAUGAAACUACGCCUGCCAAGAAACCUUCGCCGGCGGAGUCUACGCCUACGCCGGAGGAGGACGAGGAGGGAUCUGAGGAUGAAACUACGCCUGCCGACGAGACAUCGACGGUGACCGCAUCGCCUGUCGAGGGAUCGACUGCGACCGCGGACAAGGAUGCUCCGACAGAGCACGCUACAGCAUUGACAUCGUCAAAUGCGACGACCGCAUCGCCUGUCGAGGGGUCGACUGCGACCGCGGACAAAGAUGCUCCGACAGAGCACGCUACAGAAUUGACAUCGUCAAAUGCGACGACCGCAUCGCCUGUCGAGGGGUCGACUGCGACCGCGGAGAAGGAUGCUCCGACAGAGCACGCUACAGCAUUGACAUCGUCAAAUGCGACGACAGCGGAAGCUCCAGAGGCGACAUCUACACUGACUCCAUUCAUCAUCAGAUUGGUUCUCGAGCACUUUGAGGCGCUCGAUGCAGACAAAAGCGGCUCCUUGAGCAAGGCAGAAUUAGAGACGGCGCUUCAAGUAAGAGCCAAUGCGUCAGAGGUGACUGCAGCAGGAGGGCUUGCCGCCGUGUUGGAGGCCGAAGCGGCCGUCCAAGAAGGCACGGCGGGAGCGGCGGGCAAGGCGGAAGGCGCACCAGACUCAGCGCAGCAGCUGCGCAAGGGCCACGGCAAGCACAAAGGUCACGGCAGUCGAGCCAAAAGCGGCCCAGCCAAGAACAGUGACGAUUCGGCCGUAGGCGAGGACGCUAUGACAGAGGCAGGCGCACCAGACUCAGCGCAGCAGCUGCGCAAGGGCCACGGCAAGCACAAAGGUCACGGCAGUCGAGCCAAAAGCGGCCCAGCCAAGAACAGUGACGAUUCGGCCGUAGGCGAGGACGCUAUGACAGAGGCAGGUCAGCCUAACUCAACGCAGCGGACGCACAAAGGCCACGGCGGGCACAAAGGGCUAAUCAAAGGCGAGGACACUACGACGGAGGCGGCCGAGGAACAAGAGGCUAGCGAAGCAGAAGCAACGGCACAGGAGGCGCCCGCGGCCCGAGGUCGCACCACAUAA
This is a messenger RNA of Emiliania huxleyi CCMP1516, 1476 nucleotides long. RefSeq lists its product as hypothetical. The transcript is spliced from 6 exons. NCBI's taxonomy places the organism in Eukaryota, Haptophyta, Isochrysidales, Noelaerhabdaceae. The coding region runs from base 1 to 1476 and encodes 491 amino acids. The record is from RefSeq and is a predicted model, not a curated record. Gene Ontology annotation, molecular function: calcium ion binding.